Molecule: messenger RNA, 141 nt
Organism: Peronospora matthiolae
Lineage: Eukaryota; Oomycota; Peronosporomycetes; Peronosporales; Peronosporaceae
Source: the annotation of a GenBank genome assembly
AUGUUCUUUGACUACGUCCUUAACGCACUGUACGGGUCGUGCGGUGUCGACAUGUGUUUCUCGCUCUUGCGUGAGCUGAGUGCAAACGAGCUGGCGAUUCCAGACGAGGGCUGUACACCGACCCCAGUGGCCGAGUGGUAG